Molecule: messenger RNA, 1365 nt
Organism: Phaeoacremonium minimum UCRPA7
Lineage: Eukaryota; Fungi; Ascomycota; Sordariomycetes; Togniniales; Togniniaceae
Product: putative glycoside hydrolase family 7 protein
Exons: 5
Coding region: 1-1365 (454 amino acids)
Biological process (GO): carbohydrate metabolic process
Molecular function (GO): hydrolase activity, hydrolyzing O-glycosyl compounds
Source: RefSeq, a predicted model, not a curated record
AUGUUGCAGAAGAUUGCUGCUCUUACUACCUUGCUGGCCCUCGCGGCUGGCCAGCAGGUCGGUACCUCAACCACAGAGACUCACCCCAAGAUGAGCUGGUCUAAGUGCAGCUCCGGCGGAUCUUGCACUAGCCAGUCAGGAGAGGUCGUCAUUGACUCUAACUGGCGAUGGGUUCACGACAAGGGCGGAUAUACCAACUGCUACACUGGCAACAAGUGGAACGAGACCAUUUGCAAGGACUCCAAGACUUGCGCUGCUAACUGUGCCUUGGAUGGCGCCGAUUACCCGGGCACUUAUGGAGCCUCUACCAGUGGCAAUGCUUUGACCCUGAAGUUCGUGACCAAGGACAACUAUGGAACCAACAUUGGUUCUCGUCUCUACCUGAUGGCCAGCUCCUCGAAAUAUCAGAUGUUCACCCUUCUUGGCAAUGAGUUCACAUUCGAUGUCGACGUUUCCAAGUUGGGCUGCGGUCUCAACGGCGCUCUGUACUUCGUCUCCAUGGACGAGGAUGGUGGUCUGUCUAAGUACUCGACCAACAAGGCCGGUGCCAAGUACGGAACCGGAUAUUGCGAUGCGCAGUGCCCCCGUGACCUUAAGUUCAUCAACGGCGAGGCCAACUCUGCUCAGUGGGAGCCUUCGUCCAACGACCAGAAUGCCGGUGUUGGCCAGUACGGCUCUUGCUGCACAGAGAUGGAUAUCUGGGAGGCCAACUCAAUCUCUACGGCAUACACCCCGCAUCCUUGCACCACAGUCGGCCAGCACCGCUGCGAGGGUGAUGGCUGCGGUGGUACCUACUCCUCCGACAGAUACGGCGGUACUUGUGAUCCUGAUGGCUGUGAUUUCAACAGCUACCGACAGGGUGUGAAGGACUUCUACGGACCCGGAAUGACGGUCGACACGACCAAGAAGUUCACUGUGGUCACGCAAUUCAUCAGUAGUGGUGGCUCGCUCUCUGAGAUCAAGCGCUUCUACGUGCAGGACGGCAAGACCAUCCCCAACUCCGAGUCCACUAUCAGUGGCAACAGCGGUAACUCAGUCACCCCCGACUUCUGCAAGUCGCAAAAGACUGCCUUCGGCGACCAGGACAUCUUCAACCAGAAGGGUGGCUUUGCCCAGUUCUCCAAGGCGCUGUCCUCGGGAAUGGUCCUAGUCAUGUCCCUUUGGGACGAUCACUACGCCAACAUGCUCUGGCUGGAUUCCACCUACCCCGUCGAUGCUUCUCCCGACGAGCCAGGCAAGGGCCGUGGUACUUGCGAUACCAGCUCCGGUGUUCCCUCCGAUAUCGAGACCUCUCAAGCCAGCAACCAGGUCAUCUACUCGAACAUCAAAUUCGGCCCUAUCAACUCCACCUUCACGGCCUCCUAA